Messenger RNA from Acanthopagrus latus (yellowfin seabream), 4882 nucleotides. RefSeq names its product G protein-coupled receptor 61-like (gene gpr61l). Lineage: Eukaryota; Metazoa; Chordata; Actinopteri; Spariformes; Sparidae. The transcript has 3 exons. The record is from RefSeq and is a predicted model, not a curated record. Bases 1185 to 2480 code for a protein of 431 amino acids. Gene Ontology annotation, cellular component: plasma membrane; endosome; signaling receptor complex. Gene Ontology annotation, biological process: G protein-coupled receptor signaling pathway. Gene Ontology annotation, molecular function: G protein-coupled receptor activity.
CAUUACAUAAUUAUGUUUUUUAAUUCUAAUUUCAAACUUGGAAAUCUAACCAACAUAAACAAGCCUAUUAAGUUAAUUUUGCACAGCCUUUUGGUUCUAAAACAGGUAAAAGUGUUUCAGUCUGAGUACUGUUUUAAUGCUGCUCAUCAGAUUAUGGGUAACCUGCAUACAUUUAAUGCUGGUCAUACUUUUUUGUAGUUUACAACACUAAUUUGAUCAACAAAGCUGCUACAAUUACAGGCCAGAAAAAUUCAACACACUGCUUCUGUUAACUAAGAAAUAGACUGUUUGGAGGUGGAUGAAACAUGCACUAUUGUCUUUUAUAUCAAAUAUAACUGGAAAAGAAAUGUCAGCAGAGGCACUUGAUACAGUCAUGAAGAUGGGCUUUUGAGGUUCAUUAUUAUAUUCAGGUGAUUGGGUCAGAAAAAGAUACAGUAUAUAUAUACAAUAUACUUAAUAUACAGCAAAAUAGUAUGCAUUUUGUUGUAGUGCAUUUUUAUUUUGUGUUCCAUUUAUUCCCGACUCCUUGUCAGCAGAGCAGUUAGAUUCUUCAGUAACAUCACAGUUUGCCUCUAAUUCCCUUUAAUAUGGUAGGAAUUAGGACCCAGGGAAGACUGGGCUCUUGAAGUGGGACAGUGGAGUGUGUGUCUAUUUGAAAGAGAAAAAAAAACCACUCACAAUACAAUGUGUGACAGUCACUGCCAUACACAGCACAGGACAGGAAUGAGCGUGUUAGUGGAGGAGAGACAGGAAGCAUCAUGUCACAUCUCAAAUCAUCAUGGAAUCAGUGAUCAGCUCUUAAGUAAGUGGAGAUACACAUAUGUGAUCAGUGUGGACCCCCAGGAUCCUCUGUAAAGAAGAACCAAACCUCUGAACCUUAACUGGACCUCAUUGUGUGGAUUUUCAGCUGGAGGUGCGACUCGUACUUUUCAGGAAAAAGAAUAAAUAACGCUGGGCUGCCUCUGGUUUGAGCAUAUCGAAACAUACGUGAGAUUUCAACAGGAGCUUUGUAAAGCAGACACCCAGUCAGCCUGUUAAGUCUGAAGUGAAUCGGCCACACAGACAGUGGAUCAUGGUAUUUUUUCACAAUCAGCACACCAUUGCAUCCUGCAGAUAUGAUGAAUUUCAGGACAUCCACACAUGAAAACAUCUGAGAUCCCAAUGGAGGAAGUUAUGAAUGAAUAAUGGCCGACAAGACUGGUCCCAUGAUCGCCUCAGUGCCAAAUCACUCAGUGGCAAAUCUCACCACUGCCCAAUGGGAGCCCAAUCCUACGGUUCCUGCCAAUGUGGGUGUCGUCACGAGCUCCCAGUCACAGAUCAAAGACCUCUUUGGGUUGUUCUGCAUGGUGACCCUUAACCUCAUUGCUUUGCUGGCCAACACUGGUGUGAUGGUGGCCAUUGCUCGCGCACCUCACCUGAAGAGGUUCGCUUUCGUGUGUCACCUUUGUGGAGUGGACCUGCUGUGUGCCAUCCUCCUCAUGCCUUUGGGAAUCAUAUCCAGCUCGCCGUUCUUUGGCACCGUGGUGUUCACUGUUCUGGAGUGUCAGGUUUACAUCUUCCUCAAUGUUUUCCUCAUCUGUCUGACUAUUCUCACCAUCACAGCCAUCAGUGUGGAGCGUUACUUCUAUAUCGUACACCCCAUGCGUUACGAGGUCAAGAUGACCAUCAACCUUGCUAUUGGUGUCAUGCUCCUUAUUUGGGUCAAAUCUGUCCUCUUAGCUCUAGUUACGUUGCUUGGGUGGCCAGCCUAUGGACAUCAGAGCUCUAUAGCUGCAGCUCACUGCUCUCUCCACGCGAGCCACAGUCGUCUAAGAAAUGUGUUUGCGGUGCUCUUCAGUGUGGUCUGUUUCCUGGUUCCUGCUGUGGUUAUCUUCGCUGUUUACUGUGCCGUGUACAAGGUUGCUCGUUCUGCAGCCCUGCAGCAAGUCCCUGCCGUGCCAACUUGGACAAAUGCAAGCCCCGCUAAGAAUCGCUCGGACUCCAUUAACAGCCAGACCACCAUGAUCGCCACCACCCGCACUCUGCCCCAAAGACUAUCUCCAGAGAGGGCCUUCAGCGGGGGAAAGGCUGCCCUUACUUUGGUUUUCAUUGUGGGCCAGUUCUUGGUUUGUUGGUUGCCCUACUUCAUAUUCCACCUACACAUGUCUCUGACUGGUUCCAUGCAUAGCCCCGGGGACUUAGAGGAGGCAGUCACCUGGCUGGCCUAUUCCUCCUUUGCAGUUAACCCGUUCUUCUACGGCCUGCUGAACAGGCAGAUCAGAGAGGAGCUGAUCAAGUUUCGGCGCUGCUGCUUGACCCAGCCGGCGGAGUUUGGGGCAUCCAGCCAUGAGGGCUCUCUUCAGGAGAACUUCCUCCAGUUUAUCCAGAGAACCAGCGGCAGCACAGCUGAAACCCCGUCCAACUGUGCAAACUCCCGUCCCAAAAACACUACAGACCAGGGGGUAAAGAUCCCCGGACAAAUACCUGAGGACCACUCUUAAAGAUUUGACCAAUAGAGUGAUAGACUACUGUACUAAUAUUUGAGCCAUGUCAGUUUAUGUUUGUUUUAUUAUUUUGCUCUCAAUAGGUCCAGAUUUAAUUUUAUCUUAAACUAGGUUUAUUCUUUUAUUCUGAUUUUGUCAACUUCAUGGGCUUUACAUGAGCACCCAGCGAUCUAUAGGUGUGCAAAAGGGUUUUUAGCUGAAAACAAUACUGACAUGCCCAUAUUUAAGUAAAACUGUCAUUCCACUCUGUUCUGUUCAGACUUAUCCACUUGAUUCAGAUAACCCAGUUGACUGAGGCCUCAUAUCAUCUUUGGGUGAAUUUAGGAUAAAUGGAGUUCUCUGAAAAAUGAAAAUUCAGUAGUCAGCCCCAUGCCAACACAAAGUCAGGGGAAGGGGUAGUCCAAAAAACAUCUAUAGCUUGACAGCAAAACAGCACUGCAGCAUGCUGAAGCUAAUGGUGACGUGUUUUAUUACAUAAAAAAACAAACAAACAGACAAACAUAGGAUGGCUACAUUCAUCAUUUCCGGUGUAAUCCAAGAUCGUAUACUGAUUUCAAAAGUUGUCAUUGAAACACUUUAAUGAAGACGCUUGAUUAAGCUGAAUUUUCAUUAUAAAGGUUUUUUUUUUGAGGAAAUCAGUGUGGACAAGAGGAACAAUUACAGAAACCAAUCCAGUCCUUACAGUGCAAAUAGGGAUAUGUGAGUAUUCUAUUAAGAUAGAAAAUAUUUGAACCCAUCCCGUAAAUAUAUUGUAAAUGCCCGUUGCCUUUUAUUAUCUCAUGCAGCAGGCAUUCUUAUUUCAGGCAAAGGUGCUGUGGCUGCACUGAACAUAAAAUAUCGAGGUAGUGAUACUGUAAAUGUUCCUCUGUGCAUAUGUUCCAUUCACAUUACAAUAUACCUGAUUGUAAUGAUGUAUGUAGAAAUGUUUUAUAUGUUUAUAAAUGUGAAAAUCUGGAGUGUAACUGCAAUAACAAGGAUGUUGUUUGAUGACUAUUUAAAUGUUUUAUUGUAUUUAAUUAGGAACCAUUUGUUCUCCAUAAGAAUAUGAUUUGGUUCCACUGUAUCAUUUUUUUUCAUGUCAUAACAAUAUGUAUACUGGUGACUCACUCAGUUGUAUUUUGUAAACAUUUGGGUGUAAACGUUGCCACGCAGUGGUCUCAUAAAUCUAAUGAAUAAUUUGAUAAACAGCAGCCUCGCACAUCACCGAAUGAUCCUUUUAGACCACUGACACAGUGUCCUCCUAUGAAUCUUAGGGGACAAUGCCCCGGAGUUCCUGUGAGCAGCAGAUAUGCCGAUAGACGGUGAUUAUCAUCCGCUCAUGCUGUCAUGGAAAUUGAGUGAGCCUGUGACUCACAUAGCAACGAGGACCCUUCAUCAGCUGGAUGUAUGCUUUUCUGUAUGUUUGAAUCCUGAUUGGAGUCUUCUUAUUCUGUAUCAUGCCUGCUUUCCACAUGCAGAUUGACACACCCACACACACACAUGCACACACACAACCUUCAAGUUCAGCUACAGGCACAUUAACAUGUGAAUAGAGGCUGAGGGUGAGGUAGCACAAGCCCCUGCGAGCAUGGACUGCUGUACUAGUGACAUGGGUACAGUGAGGCGGAGAUAGCGAAUUUGCAAUGGAAAUCAGUAGUGUCCAUUGAUAAUGCUCUGAGAGUGGCAACAAAGUGCCAUUUUAUGGCCUCUGCUGUUUGUAUUAGUCUUUCACAAAGAGCAGGAAUGGUGAACAGAGAAGAACAGUGAGGUUAAAGCAAAUAAUGGCAAACACCAUUUUGCGGUAUUGCUCUUACAUAACUGUGGUUGUGUAUUUAAUGAUACUUCGAGGUGAGGACUGCAUUAGUCUUUUUAUCAGGAGGAUGUGGGCACUGCACAAACACACACAGCAUGAUUGAGUAUCAUGGUGGGUUAUUGGUUAUUUCUCUCUUUUACACUCCUUCUCUCUUUGACUAAUUUUAUCCACCUAAAUGUCUAAUAAUGAAGCCAGCAAAGCAAAUUUUAUAGUAUCUAUCUGCUACUCAGAAUUCAGGGCAUGACAGCUGCUGACUACAGAGGUAAUGAAAAAUUUUUUUUUACAACGUGCAUGUUGGGAUUUGAAGUUCAUGAACCCUUGGGGACAGACAAUGAUAAAAACAGAGUUGGAACAAGACAUCAAAUGGACCUAGAUGUAAGCUAUGAAUACAAAUCAGGGCACAGUCUGAAUCUCUCAUCAUGACCUGUCUGAAGAACUUUUCUGUUAUGCUCUGUCACAUCACUGUUCACUACAUUCAGAGCUCUGUGCUUUCAGACAAGAUUUUUAAAUAAAACCCAGAUAAGAGCAUGUUGUUCCAGAAGCAUGUUGUUCCAGAAGCAUCUGCAUGGGCAGGUGACUGCUGGAGAUCAGCACUUUUGAUUUCUCC